UAGUUGUAGAAAGAAAAAAGGUGGGUUCUAUGUGGAAGAGGUGCAUAUUUGUUGAGCUCAAGAAGAAAAUAUAUACAUACCAAUGGCAGAGCACCAAAGAAUCCAUCCAGUGGUGGACAUGGAAGCCCCACCAACAGCUCCUUUGGUGCCUCAUGGCUCAUCGAUAUCAGAAAAAGGUAGUCCCGUUCGGCGGCAUCCCCAGCCUCCAACACAGCAAUUUCCUGUUCCGGUGAUCCAUUCGAGGCCAGCAAAGAGUAGAAGUUGUUGCAAAUGCAUAUGUUGGACAAUUAGCCUCCUUGUUCUCCUACUAGUUAUAGCCGGAGCCACUGCUGGAAUUCUAUACCUAGUCUUCCAACCAAAACUUCCAUCAUACUCAGUCGAUAGCUUGAAGAUAAGCAGUUUAGGGCUCGACAUUGACAUGUCCCUAUAUGCAAAAUUCGACGUGAAGAUCACGGCCUAUAAUCCGAACAAGAAGAUCGGAAUUUACUACGAGAAAGGGGGCCGGUUGAGUGUGUGGUAUGCAAACACUAAGCUUUGUGAUGGGGCAUUGCCAAAGUUCUAUCAGGGACAUCAAAACAAGACAGUACUGCAUCUGGCCUUAACCGGCCAAACGCAGUAUGGUAGCACUUUGAUGACUGCAAUCCAGGAACAACAACAAACUGGAAGAAUUCCUUUGGAUCUUAAGGUUGAUGCACCGGUGGCAAUCAAACUUGGCAAGCUGAAGCUCAAAAAGGUCAGGAUCUUGGGAGGAUGCUUGUUGGUCGUGGAUAGUUUAUCUGCUAAUAAUUUCAUCAGCAUUAAAGCCAGCAAUUGUAGGUUCAGGCUGAAGCUUUGAAAUUAUCACUAUAGAUUUUGAGUUAUUUGUCUUUCCACAAAUUGCUGUGUCCCCCACGUUUUGGAUGGGAAAGUUGGUUCUUUUUCCAUCAUACAUAUCACUAAUUCAAUUGCAUUGUAUUUAAUAAUAA
Juglans regia (Persian walnut) is the source of this 965-nucleotide messenger RNA. RefSeq names its product NDR1/HIN1-like protein 6. The transcript has a single exon. Gene Ontology annotation, cellular component: plasma membrane. The record is from RefSeq and is a predicted model, not a curated record. Bases 83 to 835 code for a protein of 250 amino acids. Lineage: Eukaryota; Viridiplantae; Streptophyta; Magnoliopsida; Fagales; Juglandaceae.